This is a messenger RNA of Symbiodinium natans, 471 nucleotides long. The record is from the annotation of a GenBank genome assembly. NCBI's taxonomy places the organism in Eukaryota, Dinophyceae, Suessiales, Symbiodiniaceae.
AUGCCCGAAUUCUGGGCGGAGGAGGCUGUUGCCCCAUUUGCCUGGACGAGCUGCCGGCUGCGGGCGAUGGCGCUUUCCGAUGCUCCGGGUGCAAGGCCAAGUUUCACCUUGCCUGCUCAGAGUUGGGCCAUCGCUGCGGCGGAGGCUGGCUCGUUGCCCAUCAGGUGUCCGGUGCCUGCCUGCGGUAGCAUUUGGGAGGAGGACUUGUCGCCCCUGCUCGACGGCGCGGCUGCUGCGAAGAUCGCGGCUGCACAGCGUCUGAAGGACGAGCUGCAAGCCAGGACCUGCUCUGAACGUCUGCUCUCGCCGAGAGGGGUAGAGGAGCUGAAGCGGCUUGGCAUCCGACAGUGCCCGAGAUGCCUGAUAUUCAUUCAGAAGCAGGCCGAUGGCUUGCUGACCGGAUGUGACAAGAUGACCUGCCGAUGUGGGCCACCGGCUCAAUGCGCGUCCUGCGACGGUAGCCAGAUGUAG